Messenger RNA from Coregonus clupeaformis (lake whitefish), 1890 nucleotides. RefSeq names its product hydroxysteroid dehydrogenase-like protein 2. The coding region runs from base 200 to 1453 and encodes 417 amino acids. Gene Ontology annotation, cellular component: mitochondrion. The record is from RefSeq and is a predicted model, not a curated record. The transcript is spliced from 10 exons. NCBI's taxonomy places the organism in Eukaryota, Metazoa, Chordata, Actinopteri, Salmoniformes, Salmonidae.
AGAAGAAGAAAACAUCUCUAACUGGGGUAAAGGCCACCUUGCCUCUUUCAUGCCGUGGCCACCAGCUGUUUGACACAUUGUUUCCGGCUAGUUUUAGCAAAGUUGGAACCGGUCUUGCUCCUGAACUGAACUGAAUUGAAUAGUCCGUUCACAUACUCUGCAUUAAAAACAUAUCUGCAGAGAAAUCUGACGUUUCAAAAUGUUGCAAAACACAGGAAAGCUAGCGGGACAAACCCUGUUCAUUACAGGGGCAAGUCGUGGGAUUGGGAAAGCCAUCGCACUUAAAGCUGCCAGGGACGGUGCCAAUGUCGUCAUAGCCGCUAAAACCGCACAGGCCCACCCCAAACUACCUGGAACCAUCUACACAGCUGCAGAAGAAAUCGAGGCAUUGGGAGGCAAAGCGUUGCCUUGUAUCGUAGACGUCAGAGAUGAGAAGCAGAUUGGAGAUGCAGUGGAACAGGCCGUGCAGAUGUUUGGAGGUAUUGAUAUCCUGGUGAACAAUGCCAGUGCCAUUAACCUGACGGGAACCCUGGAGACGCCCAUGAAAAAAGUGGACCUUAUGCUGGGGGUCAACCUCAGAGGAACCUAUCUGACGUCUAAACUGUGCAUCCCACAUCUGUUGAAGAGUAAAAACCCUCACAUCCUCAACCUCAGCCCACCGCUUAACCUUAACCCCAUCUGGUUCAAAAACCACUCAGCAUACACAAUGGCCAAGUAUGGCAUGUCCAUGUGUGUUCUGGGCAUGGCUGAGGAGUUCAGAGGGUCCAUUGCUGUCAAUGCCUUAUGGCCCAAGACGGCCAUCCAGACUGCUGCUAUGGACAUGCUGGGGGGCGCGGAGGUGGGAAAGCAGUGUCGUAAAGUUGAUAUCAUGUCAGACGCAGCCUACGCCAUCUUCAGUAAGCCUCCCAGCUACACCGGGAACUUUGUUAUCGACGAGGAAAUUCUGAAGACCGAGGGCAUUAAAGACUUUGACAUAUACGCCGUCGCUCCAGGUAAUGCACUGCUCCCGGACUUCUUCCUGGAUGAGGCUGAGGCUCUGGUGCAGAACAUGGGGGAUCAGGUUGUCAUCCCAGUGGUAAAGGGUGACAAACCCAGCGCUGCGUGGGCCACCAGUGGACCCAUAGCGGAAACAUUCAAUAUCAUCAAGGGAGUCCUCAACCCUGACAUUGUCAAAUCCACUGGAGGAGUCUACAAGUUCGACCUGUCUGGUGAGCAUGCAGGAGUAUGGUUCAUUGACAUGAAGAACGCAGGGGGCAGUGCAGGUAGCGGAGAGCCCCCAGUCAAAGCCGACGUGGUCAUGACCAUGGACAGUGCUGACUUCACCAAGAUGUUUGCAGGCAAACUAAAGCCCACCAUGGCCUUCAUGUCAGGGAAGCUGAGGAUUAAAGGAGACAUGACCCUGGCUAUCAAGAUGGAGAAGAUGAUGUCCAUGAUGAAGAAAUCUAAACUCUAAAUUAUAACUGUGAGAAUGGCUGUGUCUGAAAGGGCACCCUAUUCACUAAUUUGGUGCCUUCAAGACAACUGGGAACUCAACAAAAAUCAUAUCAGACUGUUUAAAAUCCUGAUGGUGAGAUCUUCAGGUCAGAGAAUUCUGAGCUCUGGGAUGAUGCCCAAAGUUGGAUGAUCGAAAGAUUAUUUUCCCAGUCGGAGCUGUUUUUUUUUUCCAGAGUUCCCAGUUGUCUUGAACGCACUGAAUUCGGACGUUGUAGAUGUCCAAGUUCCGAGUUGUCUAAAAUAGUGCACUAUAGAGGGAAUAGUGUGCCAUUGGGACAUACCCAGAAUGUCUAAUGAAUGUGCAGUUUUCCUUCUCUAAAUGGGUGUAAUAAAGAAUGAACUGUCCACCUCCUUUUCUAACAUGCGGUUUCUAAUAAACCAGUUGCUCUAAUUGUA